GUGUGCAAGCAGAUGCAUGAACAGUGUUUUUAUUUAAGUUUUUUACGCAUUUAGGACGCGUCGUCGUAGCGACGUUAAGGCAACGUUUUCUAUUUUAGAAUGCAGCACAUAGUGUUAGGUGCAAACUGCAAUUAAGCCAAAGAAUUAAUUAAGCAUUGCAGGCUCUGCCUGCGUGGGUAGCAACAGCAGAAACGGAAACAAUAACAACAACAACAGUUCAAAACGGAGUUACGGAAAGCAAAUCAGUUUUUUUUGGACAGGUUUGAAUCAGAACAGAUACACAUACACACAGAAAUUCCAAAAAUCAUAGCAAACAACGAUACAUAACUGUUGACACUUUUUGGCGCGGGGGUGGUGGUAGCUCCAACAGCAGUAGCAGCAACAACAACAACAACAAAUCACACAUCUAUACAUAUACACAAAAAGCAGCAAGUAUGAGUAAUAGCGGAGAAAAUAACGGCAAUAGACGCGCUAACGUUGAUUGGCAGCGUUUUGGCCUAGGUGGCGAUGAUGAUGGUGAGAUAACCGUAGCCAAUUUUCGCCAACGAAGCAACAACAACACCGGCGGCUUUGUUGAUCUCGGCAAUGAGUAUACAUACGCAGCUGGUGGUCAUCAUGCAUCUGGCGCUAACGAAAUCUUUGCCGGCGAGCAAGGCGACAAGCCUUGGUGGCGCUCAAGUUUUUUCAUCUCACAACCGGUGCUCUUUGGCACUUGGGAUGGCGUCUUCACCUCCUGCCUGAUUAAUGUCUUUGGCGUAAUUGUCUUUCUGCGCUCCGGUUGGAUUGUCGCCCAAGCGGGAAUCCUUAAUGCUGUGCUCAUCAUAUUUUGCACUGUGGUGAUUGCACUCGUCUCGGUGCUCUCAGCCAUUGGCAUCUGUGAGCGUUGUCGAGUUGAGAGCGGCGGCGUUUACUUUCUCAUUGCCCACACGCUUGGCUCGCGCUUUGGUGGCGCCCUGGGUCUGCUCUAUUGUUUUGGUCAGGCCGUAGGCUGCGCUCUCAAUGUCAUGGGCUUUGGCGAAUCUAUGGCUGGACUGGUCGGCCUCGAAGGCAACACGUGGGCCAUUCGCGGCUUUGCCACAGCAGCUGUACUCCUCCUUGGCUGCAUCAAUGUGGCCGGCGUCAAGUGGGUCAUCAAGCUACAGUUCAUACUGCUUAUGAUAUUACUGAUCUCUGCGCUGGACUUUAUGGUGGGCAGCUUUAUUGGCGAGGAUGCAGAACACAGCUUUGAUGGCUGGAUGAGCGGUAACUUUAUGGAGAAUCUUUGGCCAAAAUAUGAAGACGGUUAUUCCUGGUUCCGUGUCUUCGGCGUCUUCUUUCCCACAGUCACCGGCGUGCUCUCAGGCAUUAAUAUGAGCGGCGAUCUCCGCGCACCAUCCACAGACAUACCCAAUGGCACUUUGGCCGCAUUUGGCACUUCCACUUUUCUAUAUAUGGUGUUUGUACUAUUUUUGGGCGCCACCUGCCGACGUGCCAUACUCUAUUCGGACUUUAUGAUUGCUGUGAAGGUGUCGGCGGUACAUUUUCUGUUGCUGGCGGGCAUCUAUGUGUCCAGCAUGUCCUCCUGCCUGGGCGCCAUGUACGGCACGCCGCGUGUGCUGCAGAGCAUAGCCAAGGAGAGUGUUAUUCCCGGCAUUGACGCACUGGGCAAGGGCCGUGGGCCCAACAAGGUGCCACUGUAUGCUAUGGCCGUGGUAGCCGUCGUUACGGUUACGUUUAUCAUUGUGGGCGACAUUAAUUUCCUGGCACCCAUCGUGACCAUGCCCUUCCUGAUGACAUACGCGUGCAUAGACUACGCAUAUUUUGCGCUUGCCCAAACCUUUGAUAUUCAGGAGCAGCGUGAGGAGCGCUUCCGCAUACAGGCCUCCAGUCCUAGCUAUGAAACGCGUCGCUAUGGCAGCGUUGGCGACGCUGGAAAUGAUCUCGACUUACUUUUUCCGGAUCGCGUGCGACACAAGAAUCUGCAAAGUCCUCAGAAUUCGCCAAUGCAUCAGACACAUGUGCCACCACCGAUGCCGUCCGUUAAUAUUGUAGACUUCAAUGCUCCAGCACCCAGCACCUCAGCACAGGGUGAGGCUACAACAGAGGGCGGCGAAGCACCUGCCACUCAAGGGGGCAGCGACGGCGAAGAAGAAGUCGAACCCAUUGCACCCAUACGCCCACCCAUACAUUCAAAAACGAAAAAUUGGUAUUCGGGCUUCUGCAACCGGUGGGCUUCGCUGCUGGGCGCUUUAACCAAGCUGCUUGUCAUGCUGCUGGUGAAUUGGUAUUAUGCCCUAACUUGCUUCCUGGUUGUCUUCGUCGUGUGGUUCUAUGUGGGCACAGCCAAUCCCGCCGUCAAGCCCGGCUUGACUGCAGAGUUUAACUUCUUUGGCUGGCUCAAGAGCGUCAUCUUCAGAUGCUUUGGCAAGCGCAUGCAUGAGUACGAACAGAUUGUAGUGACGCCCUCGUGUCCAGGCGUUGACUUGUCACCCACCCAGCUUAACGAGCAGAACGAGGACUUUAGACCGCGUCCCAAUUACCAUCACUCGUCCGUUAUAGAGGGUCGUCUUAUAGACGACAUCUAAAUUGUGUGUUUAAAAUAAGGGCGUGAGCGUGGCAAGCAAUAUUUUGAAGUGCAUUUAGAAUUUAUAUGUAUAAUUGUAUGUAUGUAUAGCGUAGGGUAUGUCUAUCCAGCACUUGCAUAUACAAACACCCGCACACACACAGACACACACACACACUCACACAGGCGCACAUGCAGACUUAAAGAAUGUAGGCCCAGGCGCACACAGUUUUAUAUAUUUUUUGCAGCUUUAGCUAAAUUUAAAAUUUAAUGAUGUAUUUAUUAAGUUGUAAGUUGAAUUGUUUUUGAAAACAGCUUGAGUCAAGUGUUCCUUUCUUAAGUGUAAAGUCUGUCUACUCUGUACUUUCCUACUAUUUACAAGUGUAUAUUGUUUUAGCAAGUCCAAUUGUUGCUAAAGCACAACUCUACACUGCGUUCAACCUUGUAAAGUUGUGUAGAGCUUGGCUUUCAUAGAUAUGUUUCCAUGCGUUAUGUUACGUCUCAAAGCACAUAGCUUAACUGAGGAAACAUAUGUGAUACUGAGAUAAUAAGAAAAACAAUAACAAAUUUAAAAACGUAUACAAAAUAAUCACAAUGACACCGCAACUAAAAAUUUAUUAAACAAAUUGUAAACGAAAUUUGGCGCGUUAGUUAAUAUUCUUUAAAUGAACAAAUUGAAAUCGAAGAGAAGUUAUGUCCAAGAAUUUGCAUAAGAGACUAUACUCACA
Molecule: messenger RNA, 3270 nt
Organism: Drosophila busckii
Lineage: Eukaryota; Metazoa; Arthropoda; Insecta; Diptera; Drosophilidae
Product: solute carrier family 12 member 8
Exons: 7
Coding region: 435-2564 (709 amino acids)
Biological process (GO): cell volume homeostasis; potassium ion homeostasis; chloride ion homeostasis
Cellular component (GO): membrane
Molecular function (GO): potassium:chloride symporter activity
Source: RefSeq, a predicted model, not a curated record